Molecule: messenger RNA, 2558 nt
Organism: Anopheles coluzzii
Lineage: Eukaryota; Metazoa; Arthropoda; Insecta; Diptera; Culicidae
Product: protein-glucosylgalactosylhydroxylysine glucosidase-like
Exons: 4
Coding region: 104-2521 (805 amino acids)
Biological process (GO): carbohydrate metabolic process
Molecular function (GO): catalytic activity
Source: RefSeq, a predicted model, not a curated record
CAUCGCAUUGUUUACCGGGUUUUGCUGCAUCAUCACAAAACCCGGCCAAUUCAUACUCGUUUCAAACCGGCAAUAGGAAAAUGUUAUCUCUUAUCAGUGGAAAAUGUGGCUCCUAACAUUCUUUACCGUGGCGCUUGGUGUCUCAGCCGUUUGUGCAAAUGAUUACAACUUCCUCUUCAACGCUACCAAAUUGCCGAACAAAGCGGUAACGCCUACACUAGCUAAUGGGCACCUCGGUUUCGUAGUGUACGGCGAUUCCGUCCAUCUGAACGGUGUAUACAAUGGUCUCAAAGGCGUCAGUCACCGGGCGCGCAUUCCCAACUAUGCCAACAUUCAGCUGGCCAACUGUUCCUCCCUGCAGACGCAGCCGAGGAACUGCCGCUAUCAGCUGGACAUGCGAAGUGGCAAGUUCCGGACGACGUUAGAAGAUCCGGCCGGUGGCUACCGGGUAGAGCACGAAGUCUACCCCAACCGGCAUUUCGAUCAAACGAUCGUCAACCGGAUACACCUUCGAAGGCUGAGCUCGAGCCAAACGAUCGAAAUCGAAACCCGCCAGCGGAUCGGUGUGAAAAGUGUGGAUCUGGUGGAGGAACCGCUCGAGAAGCUCACGGUAGAUGGGGAAGAAUUUCUGCUCUUGUGCGCCAAGACAAGGCAGGUGGAAGAUCCCAAAUAUCAACGGGAAGGACACACAGUUUGCGUAGCGUACAAGCAAGUGCCACGCAAACUAACCCUAACGGCGGAAGAAACGGACCGCGAGUUUCUUUUCCUUACCGUGUUUUCCCACACGAGGCAGGAGCUCGAGCAGGAACUGCGCGGUCUGAAGGCGAACGAUCACGAGCGGUUGCACCGUCUCGAGAUGGAUCGUAUGUGGGCCAAGUAUGGCAUUCGGGUGGAGGGAAAUGAUCGCUUGGAUCGUGUGAUUAAAGCAAGCGCUUUCUACCUUUCGAGCUCGCUGCCAUCGCAAACCUCCUUCCAGCCGAGCAGCUAUCCCUUCUACGGUCUUUCCCCCUCCGGGCUGGGUCGGGGAGGGAAAAAGCUGGCGGAGUACCAGGGCCACAGCUUCUGGGACACAGAAAUGUGGAUGUUUCCUCCGAUCCUGCUGCUCGAUCCGCAGAACGCACGCAAGCUCCUGCACUACCGCACGCUGGUGACGGAAGCGGCGGCAGAUUACGCGCGCCGGAACGGGUACGAAGGCUGGCAGUACGCGUGGGAGUCGGCCUACACGGGGCGUGAGGUGACGCCGGACCAUUGCCCGCAGGUGCCGGAGUAUCAGCACCACAUAACGGGCGACAUUGCGUACGCGGUACGGUUGUACUAUUAUGCGACCGGCGAUCUGGAUUGGCUGCGGUCGGACGUUUGCCGGUUGGUGUACGAAACGGCACGGUUCUGGAAGAGCCGGGUGGAUUACAAUGCGGACACGGACACGUUCGACAUUGGCCGGAUAAUGGGACCGGACGAGGACCAUCACAAUGUGACGAACAGCAUCUACACGAACGUGAUUGCGGCGCACAAUUUGUUCUUCGGUGCGUUCGUGGGCUGUCACUGUCGCGAGUCGUUGGCGGGUGUUACGGAGGACGAGUUCGCCCAGUUCCUGAGGGUUGCGAAAAGCAUCACGCUGCCGUACAACGCGCAGUACGAUGUGCAUCCGGAGUACAAGGAGUACACGUUCGGUACGCCGAUUAAGCAGGCGGACGUGGUGCUGCUUGGCUAUCCGUUGGAGUUCCCAAUGAAACAAUCAACGAAGGCAAAUAACCUUCGGCUGUACUCGAUGGUAACGCGCCCGGACGGUCCAGCCAUGACGUGGGCGAUCCACACGAUCGGCCACCUGGACCUGAACGAGCUCGACCACGCGGCGGCCAUGUUCCGCAAGAGCUACCAGCAGUACCUGCGGGCACCGUUCCACGUGUGGAGCGAAAAUGGGGACGGUGCGGACGGAGCGGGCAAUUUCAUAACCGGCGCGGGAGGAUUUCUGCAAUCGCUCAUCAACGGGUACGCUGGCGUACGGUUGCGGCAUGGCAAGCUGGUCAUUGACAACCCACGGCUACCGCCCGCCACGACGCGACUGUUCAUUCCCGAGCUAAACUUUGCGGGCGUUAAGUUUGCGCUCGACAUUGGCCAGAGCGGGUUCCGCAUCACGUUCGGUGCGGCAGCGGGCGAGUCCUUUGAGAAGCUCACGCUGCUCGUGGACGAUCUAGAGCGUGAUCUGUUCGAGGGAUGUGAAUAUACGGGAAGCAACAAUGCCGAAGUUCGGCUAAGGAACGACCAGAAGGCAGCUGAUGAUGAGCAUUCGUCCUGUACGCUCCACGACACCGUCCUUGGAAUGCGAUUGGCCGAUCAGGAUGGAAGAUUGUUGUCGACCACACAGCUGAUUGUGCUCUCACUAACGGUCGGAUUGCUCGGUGUGCUUUAUAGCAUACGCGCUGCAUUCCGCAACAAGCGUGGCCGCGGGAAAGUGUCCACAGACAAGGAAAACAUGAGCAAAAGACUUCAAAAGAAGCAGAAGAACAAAUCUGCGAAAUAAAAAAAAUGUACCUUGUAGGAAAGGUAAAUGCACUGAA